Molecule: messenger RNA, 2154 nt
Organism: Arthroderma uncinatum
Lineage: Eukaryota; Fungi; Ascomycota; Eurotiomycetes; Onygenales; Arthrodermataceae
Product: CAAX prenyl protease 1
Exons: 5
Coding region: 1-2154 (717 amino acids)
Biological process (GO): CAAX-box protein processing
Cellular component (GO): endoplasmic reticulum membrane
Molecular function (GO): metalloendopeptidase activity
Source: RefSeq, a predicted model, not a curated record
AUGGCCUAUAAAGUUGAUGAAUCUUUUCUCCCAGCAGAAAUCUACAACACCAUCCCCCACAUCGACUUGCGGGAAAUCGACAACCAAGAGAGGGAGCAAUCUUCCGUGCGUGAUGCUCUCCUCAAAGUCAUCCGUGACCAUGGGAUGGAAGACAUCUUUUCUCUCCAUCUUUUGCACCGACACUAUGACCUUCCUUCGAAUCAUGCCAUGGUCUACGAGCAGGAUUCCAACCCCGAAUCACUAGGUGUCCCCUUUCUUGAGAUCUGCAGUCCCCGGUGCCUUGAUAACCUCGAUACCUUGGGUGAACUCCGGGGGAAGUUCUUUUUCUACCGCCGAGACACUGCCACAAUGAGCGCCUACGAAUUUACCACCGAGGUUGGGCCCAACAUCACCUCGCCAGCAUACAGUAACUUCAUACAAGAUUUCACCCACCAGCUCCUCUCACUGAAGAUGGAGAAUGUCUUUGCCUUGUCUAUCUCCCCGCCAUCAGAGAAGGCCAGGAUCCUGUAUGAGAUUGAAAUCCCGAGGUACUGCGCUACCUUCCGCGUCGAAAAGGCAAGCUGGGUGCCGGAUGGGUUUAGUACAGAUUGGGCGGGACUUGAUGGCAAGUCAGAUGGCAUUUAUGAGAAUGCAGGCUCGUUAACGCGAUCCAAGCCUCCUUUGAAGGGUAAACAUGGCAGGAGGAGAGCCGGCCAACAUAGUACUGUUGAACUCGAUGGGCUGUUGACGGAUCCGAGCAGCGUCGGGAUUGUCUGGGAUGACGAGAGGUUGGACCAGACUUCAACGGCCUAUACUGAGCUCGCGCGGAUUCUCGACCAGCCCUUUUUCCCCUGGAAGAAGGUCCUCGUGGGCUUUUCUCUGGGACAAUACCUCCUCGAAGGGUUCCUCUCUCUGAGGCAGUACAAGUUCCUGCAGGCCACAAAGGUUCCAAAAGUCUUGGAAGGUGAAGUUUCACAGGAAGUGUUCGAUAAAAGUCAGGCAUAUGGACGCGCAAAGGCUCAGUUCGGUUUCGUUAGCGGGCUGUACAGCCAGAUUCAGAACCUUGGAUUUAUCUACUUCGAUGCCCUCCCGAAACUAUGGGGAGUAAGCGGUCUUUUGCUGUCUAUAUACGCCCCUGAAGGCUUUAGGGGAGAGAUCACUCAUACCCUGAUAUUCGUCUUCGUCUUCAACAUUAUUACAACGGUCCUCUCGCUCCCCACCUCAUAUUACAGCACCUUCGUCCUGGAAGAGAAGUUCGGCUUCAACAAGCAAACUCUCAAAUUAUGGGUUAUGGAUAUGCUCAAGGGUCAGAUGCUGACCGUCGUCCUUGGAACUCCAAUCAUCAGCGCCAUCUUGAAGAUCGUACAGACUACCGGAACCAGCUUCUUCUACUACCUUUGGAUGUUUGGAAUCUUUGUCCAGCUAUUCGCCAUCACCAUCUACCCCGUUGCUAUCCUUCCUCUAUUCAACAAGCUGUCCCCACUGGAACCCGGUGUCUUGAAGACUGGAGUCGAGAAUCUGGCUAAAAGGUUGAAAUUCCCCCUCUCGGAAUUAAAUGUCAUCGACGGAAGCAAGAGAAGCGCACACAGCAAUGCCUAUUUCUUUGGACUGCCAUGGAAGAAGCACAUUGUCAUCUACGAUACCCUGAUUGAAAAGAGUGAGCCUGAAGAGGUCAUUGCCGUCCUUAGUCACGAAUUGGGCCACUGGAGCUUGAGCCAUACUACAAAGUUAUUUGGAAUUGGACAGUUCCAUAUGUUCUACAUCUUCGCUUUAUUCUCUGCCUUCGUUACCAACAAGUCACUGUAUCAGGAUUUUGGCUUCCACAACGAAAUGCCAAUCAUGAUUGGGUUCCUCCUAUUUUCAGAUGCACUCGCACCAACAGAUGCCAUUAUUAAGCUGUUGAUGAACAUCCUUAGCAGGAAGUUCGAGUUUGAAGCCGAUGCCUUUGCCGUGAGCCUGGGCUAUUCCAAGGAGUUGGCCAGAUCAUUGCUGAAACUCCAGAUCCAAAACCUUUCCACGAUGGAUGCAGACUGGAUGUACGCGAGCUACCACUACUCGCACCCAAUCUUGUCUGAGCGACUUGCAGCUCUCGGCUGGAAGGGAGGCAAGAUUACUGGAGAAAAGGAGCCCAUCGACAGUGAUAAAGCCGUCAAGGCGGCCGACAGAGAGCUAUAA